AUGCUGGGUCGUCGUUUGCAGAGUCACGAGCUUAUACCAUACGACCCUGAACUAGAGAACACACUUUGCUAUCUCUGUCGAGAUAAAAUUAAGCAAGAUACACUUCCAAUCAAGAUGGGAGACGAGUUGCCGUCUUGCAUUGCAUACCCAGCCACUACAACCACCUUUGAGAUCAAGAGUGGCACCAUUCACCUUUUGCCACAAUUCUAUGGCAAGGCUGGGGAUGAUCCUCACAUACAUAUCAAGGAUUUCUUUGCCGUGUGCGCGAUGAUGCACAAUGGAGGGAUUAGUGAUGAGGCAAUCAGAUUGCGUUUGUUUCCAUUCUCACUCAAGGAACGAGCCAAGGAGUGGCUCUAUUUUUUGCCUAGUGCAUCUAUCACCACAUGGACAACAUUGGCUUCCAAGUUCCUUGCAAAGUUCUUUCCAGCUCAAAAGACAAACCAUAUUGGGAAGGAGAUCAUGGGAGUGCAGCAACUAGAUGGAGAAUCAUUUCAUGAGUAUUGGGAUUGGUUUCAGAGACUCCUAGCUUCUUGCCCUCAUCACCAAAUUGAAGAUUGGCUACUUAUGCAAUACUUUUAUGAGGGAUUACUUGAUUCGGAGAGGAUGAUGGUUGAUGCUACUAGUGGAGGAGGCUUGAUGAACAAGAGUGCUACUCAAGCUAAGGAGAUGUUUGAGAACAUUGCAGCAAACUCUCAACAAUUUAAUUACCGGAGAGCUCCCCCAAAGAAAGCAGGCAUUUAUGAGGUAAGUGCUAGUGAUAUUGGUCCUCAAAUAGCUAAUUUGACUAACCUUGUUAAGCAGUUAAUCCCUCAAGCACAAGUGUGUGUCGUGUGUGCUAAUCCCGGACAUCCUACGGAGUCUUGUCCAAGUUUGUAUGGUGAUGGAGAAGAGAUGGCUCAAGCACACUAUAUGCAGCAACAAAAGCCAAAAACGAUCCAUUUUCUAACACCUAUAAUCCGGGAUAGCGGCAACACCCUAACUUUGGAUGGAAGAACAACCAAAAUGUGCAAACAGCCUUGGUUCAACAAAAUCAGUUUGUUCCUCAACAAAAUGCACCACCACCUCAUGGGCAAGGAAACAAGGCAAACACAUGCACAAAUGUCUACAGCAAUCAAGAGCCUUGAAAACCAAGUUGGACAAAUUGCAGCCUCCUUGAGUCAAAGAGAGCCAGGAAAGCUUCCAAGCCAAGUACUUCCAAAUCCUAAUGGAGGCCAUGAAACCAUAAAUGCGAUUACUCUUCGAAGUGGAAAAGAGGUGGAAAAGGAUGACAAUGAGGAGAGAAAUUCAACCAAAACAGUGGUUGCCCCCUCUCCCAAGUUUACGGUUCCAAGUGACAACUUUAAGAUAAGUUCUCUUGUGAAUUAUUCGAUUACUUCACAAGUUCCUUUUCCUUGUAGUUUGUAUUUCUCUCUAAACCUGGUUUCGAAAUCUCAAAGUAAGGAGGCUCAAGCGUCAAAAGGUCAAGGCAAGGACAUUGCAGUUUCAAAGGCACAAAUGGGUGAAGCCAAAUCUGUUCCAAGCAAUCCCGCAAAGAAGAUGAGAUUUACUUCAUCCUCCGAGAAUGACCCAAGCUCUGCAACAUUUGAUGAAGUGACAAAAUCGACUCGCGGUAUCAACACAAUGAGCUGUGUUGUGAAGAGGAAAAUCCAGAAAAUUAAACCUAUGGUUGAGUGCAAUAAAAGUGGCAGACCACAUGACAAGUCUACUAUUGAGAUGCAGAGUUACAUUGGUGUUUUGGUACGCACCAGAGUCCCUCUUGCGGACAAGAAAUAG
Messenger RNA from Prunus armeniaca (apricot), 1773 nucleotides. Lineage: Eukaryota; Viridiplantae; Streptophyta; Magnoliopsida; Rosales; Rosaceae. The record is from the annotation of a GenBank genome assembly.